UGAUGCAUCCUCUGGCACCCUUGUGAGAAGUUUGAGGGUGCAGCUGCAAGGGAGGAAAGCAGAAGCAUUCAGUGUCGCAAUAGCGCACUGCAAAUGGAGGAGAAGAGGCCAAGAACGAAGAUCUACGGUCGGUAGGAAGCUGCCUGCUGCAGCUGCAGCUGCGGCGACUGCUCGGCUGCAGCGGUCGCUGCAUCUGCGGCCCAGUGCAGCGAAUGCUUUGCUGAGAAAGCAAUGCAGAACGUGUCUGGCGAAUACUAUCAGAGAGCGCCGAGAUGUUGCCCGAAUCGGUCCGCUUCCGUAUCAUCGGCCCCGGACAGGAUCAAAGUUUCAACUUCGGUACGGGGAGCGGAAUUGCUUUGCUGUUGUUGCAGCUGCAGCACCUCUCCUUCGACAAAAACGCCCGGGUUUCUUGCGAGCCUCGGAGUUUGCGUCCUCGUACUUGGUUACACGCUACUCGGCGCUUUUGCUUUCAUGGCCCUCGAGGGGGGACUCAAGUCGGAACCACCAACUGAGGUAGUGACAUCGUUAAACCAGAAACCCGACGCCUCCGGAAGUGGAGGAUCGUCGUCCUCCUCGUCUUCACUAGUUCCAACUAUUGAAGAGGAUAACACGGCGGUUCAAUUGAGGGCGCGGACGGUUGAGAGGCUUUGGAGUCUGACCGAAGAUCUAAACGUCCUUUAUAAGGAGAACUGGACUCGAUUGGCUGCGCGAGAAGUCCUUGAGUUUCAGGAGAGCCUGGCACGUGACUUGAGAAGACCUCUUUCCUCUUCGGUCUACGAAUCCGUCAAACCACCCGGGCCCCGACGUCGAGAUACACACGAGGGGCAAUCGCACUUGCGGAGAUGGACCUUCAGCAGCAGCCUUCUUUACUCACUCACCCUUAUCACCACGAUUGGGUAUGGGAGUGUGGCUCCACGUACGGUUUGGGGUAGAUUAAUAACGAUUGUCUACGCCCUAGCUGGCAUUCCUUUAAUGUUAGUCUACCUUAGCACGGUGGGCGAUGUCCUGGCAAGAAGCUUUCGCAAGCUCUAUGGUCGAAUCUGUCGACCUCGAAGUUGUGCCGGGAAGCAGCAGCCGCACCCACCACCCCCGCCGGUGGCUGGUAUCAUGGGAAAAGCAUAUCGCUACGACAACCACAUCGAGACAAAAGGUUCUGCUGGAAACUUUUAUGCAACUAGUAAGGAGAGUUCUUGCGACGAUCUCGGCACUCGCAGUACCGGAAGUGCGAUUUUACUCGAUUGUGGAAGCGAGGGUCUUCUUCAUCCUACGACAAGUUCUACCACAGCCCUGCAGGAUGCGUCCAACAACGGAAAGAGGCAUUACUACCCAUGUACCCUUUCCCUAAAUUCAGCAUCAUCAGCAUGUGUAAACGACCCCAAUAGUGUCGUAAAAGUGCCAAUAACUCUCUGCUUUUUAAUGAUAAUUGUGUACAUAUGCGGCGGAGCAGUGAUGUUUAAUCGCCUCGAGGGUUGGACUCUUUUGGAAGGUGGUUACUUUUGUUUCACCAGCCUCGGGACAAUAGGAUUCGGUGAUUUAUUACCAGCUGGUACAAAUGCCCCGAAUACGACUCUCGAAGAACUGAGUCUCUGCGCUUGCUGCGUGUACAUCCUCGCCGGCCUGGGACUGAUUGCAAUGUGCUUCAAUUUGGUCCAAGAAGAGGUGGUACGCGCGAUCAGAAUCUUUGGUAAAUCGUGCGGAAUGUCGAGCGGGACGAUGGUCAGCGGCCAGAUCGGAGGUCCAGGUAAUGGAAGCGGACUCAAAUCCGAGCCAGAUGUUGGCCUUGGAGCUUCAACAGAUUCGAGAUUGUCGGUGCAAGAUGAGGAGGCAAUCGCAAUGUCAGUGGUGUCAGCCUCCUGACAGAAGCAGUCCAGGAGUUCCACUGAUUCAGGGAAGCUCCUGGCACAGCAUCACUUAAAUAGUGCAAUCAAGGUA
This is a messenger RNA of Belonocnema kinseyi, 1932 nucleotides long. RefSeq names its product potassium channel subfamily K member 18-like. NCBI's taxonomy places the organism in Eukaryota, Metazoa, Arthropoda, Insecta, Hymenoptera, Cynipidae. The coding region runs from base 232 to 1857 and encodes 541 amino acids. Gene Ontology annotation, cellular component: membrane. Gene Ontology annotation, biological process: stabilization of membrane potential; potassium ion transmembrane transport. The record is from RefSeq and is a predicted model, not a curated record. Gene Ontology annotation, molecular function: potassium ion leak channel activity. The transcript is spliced from 6 exons.